AGAGAGUGAGAAAGAAAGAAAGAGUGCAAUUUUGAAAACCUUACUCAAAUGUGAAGAAAGCAAAGUGAAUAUCAAAUAAUCGAUUACCUCGCGGAGUGCGUCUUCAAAGAAAACAAAGAACCAAACAGAUAUCCGUCCGACCUGCCAGCCAUCGAUCAAUUCAAUCAAUCUGCUUCACGACACAACCUAGCCAGUCGGCCACUUGUUAUCAUAUUUGGUGCGUGUGGUGUGUCACUGCUUUCGUAUUUAUAAAUGUAAACAAAACGAAACAAGAAAAAUCAAUAUCAAGCAUUACUCGAUUGGGUAGCCCCCAAAUCUCCCCCAUCUCCCCUUCUACAUUGGAUUGGUGUAUGGGUAUCAUUUAUUUAGUAGAGUUGAAUUUUAUUGUGUUGCAUGGUGUGUGGACUCCUCUUGUUCUUUAUCUUCGACUGAUAAUCUCAUCCCGUUUUGUUUUGUGAUAAUGAAACAGUAAUAAUAGCAGGAAAAAAAAGAAAAGAAAACGAAAGAAAGAAACCCAAAAAACAAGUUCUGGUGUUAUUUGUUUUAAAUGCAUAGAGUGGAUGUGCCUUAAAUUUGCCAUAAUUUUUUUAAUGUCGAAAAAUAAAUGAAAAAAAACGUAAUCGAUUAGAACAAAAACAAACACAACAAAUCGCAGCAUAACAAAAUCAACCUUGGUUUCGAAGAACAAGCAUUUUUGUGACAACUUAAUACCGGGCAAAUACCUCUCACCCCAGCCAUCGAUCUUUGGACAUAUCAACAGUGUUGCAGGCUUAAAGGAUUAAUUUUUCAAAAUAAAGCAUUGAAACAGCCAGCCAUUCUGGCGACCGCCAACUCUGCCCAAUCUAUAUACAAAAUAAUAGAUAUGAAAACGCCGACAAUACACAUUUGAUUGGAUUUUGAUGUUUUUUUUUUUUUCUUAUUUUUUUGCAAAAGAGCACAAACCCCGAACGAAACGUACGCAAAAGUUUACAAUAACAUAUGCCAUUCUCCUCCAGAUACUACACACGCAUCCUCUUCUUACAGAUCACAACGAGGUCUGUUUGCCGUUUUUUUGUUAUUCCGAAUGUAUUUGCCUUCUUUAACAUCUAAAAUAUCAAAGUAAGGCAAGUCGGGCAAAGGAAAUAUUUGAUGUCACAGACACACUCACACGGCAGAUAAAUGUAUACGACUUCAAGCGGAUUUUAAAUUGAAAACGUGCUUGGGUUUUGAAAAUACCAAAGUCCAAACAAGGGAUUCUCCCAAAACGAGCGAUAGUGGCAACAACAAAAACAUUUUUUUGAGAUAACCACGAUGACAGUUAAAUUGGCAAAAUUAUUUGGUAAUUCUUCAACGAAUAACUCCAACUCAUCGCAACACCAGCAGCAACCGCCACCCUUGCCACCCCCAAACCCCCCAACGAACACAUACAACUAUUACAACCAGCAACUGCCUCAAUUGCAGGCCAAGACACAGAAACCCUACAAUCCCUAUAUGAUGGACGAUGAGGAUGAUAAUAUGUCUCUAUAUUCGACAACAGCCUCGAUUAUGACAUCACGAGAUCAUCCGUUCAACAAUUCACAGAGGCCCCUGUUGGCCGACAGGAAACCACAAGUGGUAGUCAAGCAAAGCGGCAACAAUGGCAAUAAGAAGAAACAACUAAACAGUAACCAGAAACAUCACCAACAACAACAACAACAGCACCAGUACGGAGAACAGCAACAACAACAGAAAUCCUAUAUCUCUCCAUAUGUGCAACAACAGAAACGUGAUAGUGCCAAAGGUUUACAUGGCUUCAAUGAUUUCGACAUACUCUCCCAGCAGUACAAUCAGCAUUUGCAGUCCUCGCCGCACAUUGGUUAUCCUUAUGGUAGUCCGCCAUCGCCCACACAAACCUCCUGUGACUUUGUGUUUGAUACAUCAGCAACAAUGGCAACAACAACAUCAAUUCAGAAUCAUCCUGCCUCAAUGACCCGGGGCGGCGAUAGUAGUAGCAUGGAACGGCACAAACAUCACAAUCAGCCUACUCAUCUCCAGCAACAACCAUUUGCCAGCAUUUCUACGGCUCUAACAUCGACGCCACGCUAUGGCAACAUUAGCAAUUACGGUUCUACCUCUGGAGUAGCAGCAGCACCACCACCACCGACAAAUAACUAUUACAAUGCGGCAACGUCAGCAGCAUUAUCACGUGGCGGCAACAGUGGCUCGCCGUACUACGACAUUAAUGAAGCCGAUUAUUAUGGCAAAUCUUUACGUUUCGAAGAUGAUUUCUGUAAUCGCCGCAAUAUUGACUUCGCCAAGUGUCACACCUUGGAUACACCGUCGACCGCCAAUAGCAGUCAUUUGCAUGAGGGUCCUUUUAUCUUCGGCAUCGCACCGGAGCAUCAGACCGAUUUUACACGGAUGCCGGCAGGUGGCCGGUCAUUUGGUGAUAUUUCCGAGGAUUCGGGUAUUACCAAAGAUGAUGACAAAUACUCAACAAAAGGCAGGCAGCAACAAAUCUCAACGAGUGAUACCAGCUCAACGUCACGCGACAUCAGCAGUGCAACUACAACAACAGCCAGCAAUGAUGGCAUUAGCGAAAGCAUUGGCACCGAUGGCAGCAAUAGCUGUCGAAAAGGUGCUGCAAAGUUUUUAUUAAGAAAACGUAAAACCAAGAAAUCUCCAAAAGAAACUAAAUCCUUGAAAUCUCAGGAGAAGCCCUGUGUUAAAUGUGUGGUUGUUGGUGAUUGUGCCGUGGGGAAAACCAAUUUGAUACUCUCCUAUCUUGAGAAUCGUUUCAAUACCGAACAUGUGCCUACAGCAUCAGAUAUUUAUAACGCUGAUGUUAUGGUCAACGAUAGUCCAGUGCAUUUAACACUCUGUGAUACAGCCGGUCAGGAUACAUUAGAUCCACUACGUGAACUCUGCUAUCCAGAUAGUGAUGUAUUUUUGCUAUGCUUUUCGGUGGCUAAGCCAGAAACAUUCCAUGCCAUCAAAACUAAAUGGGCGCCAAAGUUUGCCAAAACAAAGGCAUCGCUGAUGUUGGUCGGUACCCAAGCGGAUUUGCGCACAAAUACCAAUGUACUGAAUAAAUUGCAGUCUAAUGGCGAACAACCAAUCUCAUAUGCAGAUGCCUGGGAUUUGGCAACAACAAUUGGUGCAAAAUAUAUCGAAACUUCAUCAGCAACACAGGAUAAAGUUAAAGAAGUCUUUGAUACAGCUAUCUGGGAAGGCUUAGCACCAUCUAUCUUGCCACCCACACCGGCACCAUUGUGGAAGAGAUUAUUCUGUCUGGCCUAGGGCAGAACUGCAAAACGAGCAUUGAUUGAGCUUAGCUAUGCUGUAAAAGGGAGAAACCGCAAGAAAGUUAUUGAAAGUAAAAUGCAUAAAUAAUAGACUGAUUAAUGUUAUAAAGGAAUAUAUCUGUUAUUUCUACAAUUAUAUUAUGCUAUAACAAGAAAGUAUCUUUGAAAAAAAUUAUUAUUAAGAAGCGAAAUGUCAUCUUUUUUAUUGAUUUACGAUUUUUUAUGAAGUUUGAACCCUUGCUUAAAUUUUUUAAUUAAAAUUUUGCACUUUAAUUUUUGUCCUAAUUGUGUUUUUAAAAAUUGUAUUGUUUGAUUAAAAAUAUCUGAUUAUUUUAUGUAAUUUGUCUUGCUUAAUUUUUUUAUUUAAAUUAAUUUUUUUUAUUAAAUUUUUGGCCCCCUUUUUUAAUAUGGUACUUUUCAAUUUGAUGCUUCCAAUUUACUUACACACUGAUGUACUUUCAUUCAUUAUUUUCACUUAUUAUUAACAACAUUUGUUGUUUCAGUUAAUAAUGUUGAUCUUCUCAUUAAUGUAGAUUGUUAAAAAUUUAUUGCAUUGAAUAAUUAAUUAUAGAAUUUUUGUAUUCUAGUAUUUAUAGUUGUUAAGUUGUAUUAUGGGUCAUUCCAUGUAAAAUUGGAAAAUAGAAAGAAAUUCAGAAGGCAAUCGAAAAAAGCAUCAAAAGAAGAAAAAAUAAAUGCAGUGCUAUUAAAAAAUAAUUUAAAAAUUGUGAAAAUAUGUCAAUACAAUCAAAGAUUUAUUUUCAAAAAUUAAAAUGAAAAGGAAAAAAUUCACAGAAAAAUUAGAAUCCAUUAAAAUUCUACGAUAAUCAAUUUUACGAAUUUUAACGAAAUUUUACGAAAAAAUAUCAAAAGAAGAAAAAUUGAAUGAAGUGCUAUCUAAAAAUAAUUAAAAAGUUGUGAAAAUUUUGUCAAUACAAUCACAUUUUUUUUUUUCAAAAAUUAAAAUCCAAGGAAAAAAAUUCACAGAAAAGUUGGAGUCCAUUAAAAUUCUACGAUCAUCAAUUUUACGAAUUUGAUUUUAAAUUGAAUUACAUGCUAUGCUAAAAUAUCAAACAGUUUUGAAAAAAAAAUUAUAAAAAUAUGUCAUUUAUAAUUUGUAUAUUAUUAAAGUUUUCUUUUAGCAGUUUCAAAUAAAAAAUAAAUAUCAAAACAGAAUAUACUUAAAUUCUAUACUAAAAAGUUAAAUAAUUUUGAAAAAAAAAAUUAAAAAAAUAUGAAAUGAAACAAAUGAAACAUUAUUUUGAAAGUUUGAAGUCAAAUUAAAAAAACGACAUUUUUAGAAAAAACACAUGUAUUGAUUUGAAUAUUGUGCUAAAAAGUUAGAAAAAAUUAAACAAAUAAAAAUGCCUAAUCCAAACAUUUUUUUAAUAGUUUAAUUUUUUUAGAAUUCAAAUUUGUUUUUCAUAUUAUUGUUUUAAAUUAAUUUGAAAAUUUGAAGUCAUCUUAUAAAAACAAAUUUAAAAAAUCAAAUAUUAAAAAAUUAAAAUAUUUUGAAAAAAAAUGAAAACAAAAGUAAAGGCAUUUUAUGUGAGUUGUGCCAAUUUUUGGGAAUCUGUCGAUUUUUUAUUCAUUUUUCUUCUAUUAAAAAAAUCAUAAAUUCUGGAUCUCAAGUCUUGUUCAAAAAAAAAAAAAAAAUAAAUAAAAUUGUUAUAUAAAAUCUUUUAUAAAGGGAAUAUAUGAUAUACUAAAUUUAAAAAAAUUAUUUUUCCUAUCUUUCGUGGAACAAGAACUAUAACCUGAUUUCAAAUUAUUGAAAUAUCUCCAACUUGGUUGAACAUAAAAAAUCUGCACUUUCAUACAAUUUGCCAUGGAAUGACCCCCAUGUAUUAGAAUUCAUUCAUAAUUAUGCGAAAAAUUCUUGUUAUAGGAAAA
Messenger RNA from Musca domestica (house fly), 5153 nucleotides. RefSeq names its product myb-like protein Q (gene RhoU). Gene Ontology annotation, molecular function: GTP binding; GTPase activity. Bases 1291 to 3258 code for a protein of 655 amino acids. NCBI's taxonomy places the organism in Eukaryota, Metazoa, Arthropoda, Insecta, Diptera, Muscidae. The record is from RefSeq and is a predicted model, not a curated record. The transcript has 8 exons. Gene Ontology annotation, biological process: small GTPase-mediated signal transduction.